Molecule: messenger RNA, 5028 nt
Organism: Gigantopelta aegis
Lineage: Eukaryota; Metazoa; Mollusca; Gastropoda; Neomphalida; Peltospiridae
Exons: 5
Coding region: 143-2575 (810 amino acids)
Source: RefSeq, a predicted model, not a curated record
GUUUGUCAAUAAAAAUUGGGAUUUUCGUUUGAGAGCAUUAUUUUGAAGAUUUUAUCAACAUUAUGCACUUUUCAAAUGUUAUACUUUGUUUACUAGGAAAAUAAAUAUUCUAUAAUCGAGAUUGACAACUGUUAAUAAUAAAAUGGAUUAUACAAAGAUUAAAUUUGGAGUAGAGCUCAUUGAUGCUGCACUCCAUCAACUUUCCUUUCUACGUGAAGUUGAUCAUUAUCCCGCUCUAUUUGAUGGUCCUGUCGUCACUCAGGCGAUAUUCAGAUAUGAAAAUCUGUGGCUUCCACUGGCUGCGAAACACCCCAAGGAACGCCUGGCAGCUCCUCUGGAUAUUGAGUGGAUCUGGCAUUGUCACAUGCUGUCCCCGUUACUGUAUCAGAAGGACUGCCAUGUACUGGUGGGAUGCAUUAUAGACCACAAGUUGAUGAGCCACAGUGAGCGAAGUCAGGGUCUGGAGAAGGCUCGCAAAUACUGGCAAGAGAUGUAUCCAAACGACCCAUGGCAGAUUGAUUUACAUGGAGAAAAUGUCAACCCAAAGUAUACGUCUACUCCACGGAAAAUAUACUACGAUGUAGCAGCAGCUGUAUCGAGACAGAAAGUUUUCUUCUACCAGGUGUCGUUGCCUCAUUAUGAAGACCACCAUUUUCUGCAGUCAGGGGUGCUUCGUUACAAGAAAUACCUUUACAUGAAAAAGCAGAACCCAGGCCACUUCCUGGUUCCCUGCUAUGACAUUGACUUGGUUUGGCAUUCACACCAGCUGCACCCUCUCAUCUACAAGAAAGAUACGGAAGAUCUGCUUGGAAAGACAUUCAACCAUGAUGAUAGCGUCAACGACCGCAGUCCUGGAUCCAAGCUAGCAACCGCUGAUCUAGAAACAAGGGACGUCUGGAAGAAUACGUUCAAUGAAAGUUUCUCCAUGUACGGGGCAAUGUAUCGAGGUGAUCCUCCAGCAGGCAAACUGUACAAGAUGGGUGCUGAAGAUGUCUUUGCAGUGUCAACUAAACAGGCUACAGUCAUCCUGGAGAAAGUCAAGAUUGAGAAUGUGCCUCAGACAAUGAAACAUUUCCGCUUGAAUGUCUUGACGUCUGCAAAUAACCGAGACGUGCAGAGUGUUGCUUCUUUCAAAAGUCCAAAACAGGAAUGGCAAGGAAAAUCCUUAGCCCAUUUUGUCUUUGACACAAAGCUGGCUAACUGUCUAACAUUUCGCCUGCAAGAGAAAACCGGUUUUGCAUGUUUUGGAAGCAAGGUGAACAUCGGAGAGAACCAGUACCAGUUGAUGCCGAUGGUGGAGACCCAGUCUAGCGGGAGCUUGGACCUGACGGGCAACCUCAGUCUGACCGGUGCUAACCAGACCAAUGGGCUGAAGGUGACCUUCAACGGCUCACUCAGCCAGUCGCGGGUCGGUGCCUGCUUGCUGUUCCUGCAGCCAGGCAUGUACGAAAACUGCGUGAUGCCAGAGACCGUGGAGCAGCUGUGGGGUCCUGUGCCUCUACCACCACUGCAGCCUGGGCUUCAGAACAACUGUGAAGUCGCAUCACACAAAUUUGUCAACCACACGGGGCAGGUGAUGUUCACAUGCCGCAUCAUCCACAGUCUGCCGUUGUUACUGUCGGCGAUCCAUGUGUUCUACCAUGACAAGAUGGCCGCCGUCGCCCACCUCAUUGGAUCAGAUCAGCUUCCUCUUCCUCCACUGGUUAAAAAGGCAGACAAGUGCGUGACCUUGAAUCCUCGGGCAGGUGAAAGAGCUGUCCUAAUUAAAAACAAUGCAGGUGACUGGGGGAUUGUUGUAGGAAGGUGGACUGGUUUCAAACGUGGAAUUCCUGGCAUUAAAGGAACUCGUCAGAAGAAAGGUAAACGCGGUGUUCCCGGCAGCCCAGGCUAUCUGUCCAUCAAGCUGUUCAAGCUGUCGACCCGCAGCUGGCAGGACCUGGGUAUGGUGGGCUACCUGUCGAACUCGUUCAACUUCUCGCUGGAGGCGGUCAACGUGGACCUGAAGAAGGGCACGAUCCAGCUGAACCCCGGCUGUACCGAGAUGGCCGAGAACCUCGCACUCACCUUCUCCGUCGCCCUCCUCCACGUGCUCUGCCAGCCCAGACCCAAAGACUGGAAACCGGGCGACCCUGUUCAGAAGGUGUCGGUGACGCGCGGGAGUCGGGCCGUGGCUGCGUGUCCCUCCAACGACAUGGCUUUCAUCAUGGCCGCUGGCUUCAUCGUCAUGACACCCUCCAACUUCUACAUCCACAACACCUACGGCAUGAACGCAUGCGCCGGCUGUGGUGGCGGUGGGAUGGGCGAUGUUGACGGCAUCGACACUGGGGUGGACGCAGACCCCGGGGGUGACGGAGCAGAUCUCGGGGGUGGUGGGGAAGGAGAUGCGGGUGACGCAGGGGGUGAUGGUGGUGGGGAUGGCGGUGGGGGUGCUUGUGGUGGGUGUGGCGGGUGUGGAGGAUGUGGUGGUGGGUGUGGAGGAGGAGGGGGUGGCUGUGGGGGAGGAGGUGGAGGAUGUGGAGGUGGAGGAUGUGGUGGCGGUUGUGGAGGAGGGUGUGGGGGAGGGUGUGGUGGGUAGAUGAAAGGAAGGCAGAAGUGAAGAGCUUGCUAAUCCAUGAAGUCUGUUUUGUGUUCAAAUCGCAAUUCAACGUGUCUUGACAGAGCAAUGAAGUCGACUGUUAGUUACUUUAACAAAAAUGGUAAUUUAUGGAGACAAUGAUACAUGUAGCUACUUUUAAAACUAUAUGCAAAUAUAAUGUAUUCCUCUUAUUGUUCAGACUUCUCAUGUUGGCUGUAACUCGUGAGAUUUUCACUUGGACCCGUGUAACUAAAUAGGGUGCUUUGCAUUUGUUCAAACUAUAAACAAAUAAACCCCUGCAGUUGCCCCCGGCAAUCGGCAGUGGCGUGGAGAUUGCCGUGGAGUUUUUCAUUCUCCACAGCACCUUUUUGCCUUGGACUAUAUUCCGUUCUGUUUUCGAUUGCAUGUUUGUUUGCUGUGGACAUUUUAUUAAUUGCAGGGGUUGCAAACUGGAAACAUAACAUGCAAUUGAUCUUUUAGGCUCUUUGUUUUAUUUUGGUUUGUUUUUGGUUUUUCACAUUUCAUACAUUAAUUUUUUCAAGUCUUGUCAUGGGAGAAUCGUCAGUGCAGAUUUAUUAAUUAACAAUUGUAUUGAAGUAUUAUUACAACGUACUGCUGUAUAUUUUAUUACAUUACUGAUAUUUAAUGUGCAUUCAUAGCCUUAAUAUAUAAUGUUUAAACACACUGUUGUAUUAUACAGUGGCAUGUCGUAGUUAGUGGACAUAGUGUAACACACUGAUUGUUAUAGUGUAUGUGUUGCUCAAAUACCAUAUUGUAUAAACUUUGGAUGUUUUUUCUUUAUUACCAAUCUGUUAGUUUUAUUCUAUUCAUUUGAUAUUUAGUAUGAUUUUGCAUGAGUUCAAAAACAUGUGACACUUAUGACAUAAAUAUCUGUGUAUUCAUCUUUACAAACAAAAACCAAAUAUGAAAAUAAUGGGGAAAUGGGUCUCUCAUAUUAAUGUGUGUCGUAUUAUGAAUGUUUCUCAGAAAAAUAACUAUGAAGUUACAUUAAUGGUAUACGUUAUGUCGCAUAAAUUAUUGUUUGCCUUUAUUGGCUCAAUGAAACUAUUUUGUACAUGUCACAAGCACAUCACGUUGUAUAUUGUUCAUUGAUAUUCUCAGAGAAACAAUAAGAGAAAUUUGGCAUUGUAGACUAAAUUCCAGUGACUGUUAGCACCAUAAUAGUAUAAAGAUUUAAUGCCGGUAAUACUGUUAACUUAUGACACUGGAUGAUGGUCUUGGUGCAAUCCUACGUUCCUGUUAGUGCUGGUAUGAUCCUGUAAUUUUUUUAUUAGUUUAAUUGUUUAAUUUUGCAUUUGAUACAUUUUUGUUUUUGUUUUGUUUUUGUUUUUUUACAAAAAGGAAUGCAAUAUAUAUUCAGGUUUAUUGUGAUUGAACUAGUGGAGAAUGUUAAAUGCAUAAACGUACAGAGUUGAGCUGUAGGGAAAGUGUUCUCGGGUCCCGCCCACUCCUUGGAGCCACGCCUACUCCUUGUGUCCCUCCCACUCCUUGGAUCCACACCUACUCCUUGUGUCCCGCCCACUCCUUGGAUCCACGCCUACUCCUUGUGUCCCGCCCACUCCUUUGAUCCACGCCUACUCCUUGUGUCCCGCCCACUCCCCAGGUCCCCGGUCACUCCUUGGGUCCCCGGCUACUCCCUGAGUCCCCACCCACUCCUCUGGUUACCCACUCAAUCCUCUGGUUACCCACCCACUCCUUGGGUCCCCACCUACUCCUUGCGUCCCCACCUACUCCUUGUGUCCCGCCAACUCCUUGGAUCUACGCCUACUCCCCCACCAUGGAACCGUGGACUGGCGAUGCCAGAACAUGGAUCCAUGGCGGGCGUGCCUGAACCGUUCUGGAUAGGGGCACGAGAAAAUAGUUCCGAUUCCGAUUCCACGCCUACUCCUCGGGUCCCCGGCUACUCCCUGGGUCCCCACCCACUCCUCUGGUUACCCACCCACUCCUUGGGUCCCUGCCCACUCCUCUGGUUACCCACCCACUCCAUGGGUCCCUGCCCACUCCUCUGGUUACCCACCCACUCCUUGGGUCCCCGCCUACUCCUUGGGUCCCCACCUACUCCUUGGGUCCCCACCCACUCUUUAUGGCAUGCCUACUCCUUGGGUCCCCGCGUUCUUUCCAGUUUAAUGCUCUGAUGUAUGGCAUGGCUGAAUUGAAAUAGUUUAUAAUGCAGUUAAUUUUAAAGAUACUUUGUAUGUUGUUUAAUUUACAGCUGAAAGCACGUUGCAGCCAGGGUGCCAGAUUGUAAUUAAUAUUGUAUUUUGUUGUUAAUUCUGUUGCUGGAAAAUCAAAGGUAUGCAUGUAGCCUUGUCAUGAUUACAUGUGUGCACAAAUACGUAUUUUCAUCAUAUUGAAAUAAUGCUUAGCUAUAAUUUGGAUGUAUUGUUAUUUUGUGACAAGUGAUGGAUGGAAAUAACAUGAAGUUGAGUUUG